This is a messenger RNA of Vigna radiata var. radiata (mung bean), 790 nucleotides long. RefSeq names its product ATP-dependent Clp protease adapter protein CLPS1, chloroplastic-like. The transcript is spliced from 3 exons. Bases 68 to 571 code for a protein of 167 amino acids. Gene Ontology annotation, biological process: proteolysis; protein catabolic process. The record is from RefSeq and is a predicted model, not a curated record. Lineage: Eukaryota; Viridiplantae; Streptophyta; Magnoliopsida; Fabales; Fabaceae.
UAAUGAGAAAACCAACAACAGGAAAAAAGAAAAAGAAAAGAAAGAUCAAAGAACUCGAACAAGCAAAAUGAAGAGUGCGAUUUGCGGGAGAAUUCUCUCUCCCAACCCUGUCUUCAAACCAGGGCUUCAACUGUACGUAUUGAAGAUUUGCAUUACAGGGGACACACCUUCAUUUUGUAAAGGACCAUACUCCAAUAUUUGCGUACCGGUGGCUGUAUUGGCAGCAGUACCUGGUAAAGGAGGAGGGUUGCUUGAAAAGCCAGUUAUUGAGAAAGUCACCCCCGGCCGUGAGUCUGAAUUUGAUUUGAAGAAAUCACGGAAAACAGCACCACCCUAUCGUGUAAUAUUGCACAACGACAACUUUAAUAAACGGGAAUAUGUUGUUCAAGUACUGAUGAAGGUCAUCCCCGGAAUGACCCUUGAUAAUGCAGUUAAUAUCAUGCAAGAAGCGCAUUACAAUGGAUUGUCAGUAGUGAUUAUCUGUGCACAAUCUGAUGCUGAAGAUCAUUGCAUGCAGCUAAGAGGCAAUGGGUUGCUCAGUUCCAUUGAACCUGCAGAUGGUGGCUGCUGAGUAACGGUCUCACUUUUCGUUGGAUUUUAUGCUAUUGAAAGGUGAGAUGAAACUAUUAGCAUGUGUACAUAAAUUCCCAUGUUGAAGACUUAUAGAAACCAUAAAAAAAAAACAUCUUUUGUAAAACUUGGCCUCAUGAUUAAGAUGACCGAAACUAUGAUUAAGACAUGUGAUAGUUGUGAUUUUGAAUAAAGGUUUGCACAACAUAUGAAACUAAUA